GACGGAACCCACCUUGUCGCGGUGGGGGGGCUUACGUCUCUUGUCGACUCCGCGAGCUACGCCGGCAGGGUUACCCACACCGGAAGGUCGCGUACGAGAGAGACAACUAAGAGGUUCCAAAGGGUAGGGCGGGCUCUUAAGCCUCGGCAGGCAGCCGUCCUAGGUGAAGGUAACACCGAUAAUAAAUCCCCCUGCCAGUAGGGCUAAAAUGGCAGAGAAAACUGUAAACACAAUAUGAACGUUUCCAACUGCAAUAUUGUUACCACCCCAGGGGCCUCGGAACCCCAGGGGUCGGCAGUAGUGGGUGGAUCCGGGGUCAAAGCCGGAUCCAACGUAGCGGGCCCACUACGGUCGUCAUCUUGCGACCGUGAGAGUGCGGGGGUGGCCAGCCAGGCCCCCGCUACUCUACCAUCUACUAGUGCUGAGAUGAUAAGGCAGCAGGCAACAACUGAGGCACUGAGGGCUGCAACAAAACAGCUCGGGUCCAAGCUGUGCACCCAACAGGGUGGUCUCGACCUCCUGUUUGAAAAGGCGGCCCAUUUGGAGUUUGUGUCAAAGAAGAGCCAGAGCCCCACGGUCAGCUCGGCGAUCAGGGACAUCCUGGAGGUAGUAAAAGGGAUUAAGAAUUGCCGAGCUGAAGUCACCUCGGCAUUUAACCAUUCGCUGAAGUGCGUGAAGGCGAUGGUUCCGUCGAGCAACCCAAUCACCCAUGCUAAGCGAGAGAGCAGGGAUGCGGCCACCACCACAGGACCCUCUGGAGCACUCGACGGCCGCGAGGUUAAGGACGCUGCCACCAACACCGAUUCCCCGCAAGGAGCUUCCAAAAAGGAGCAGCAUCAGGUGCAGCAACAGCAGCAGCGGCCGCAAAAGCAGCAGCAGCAGCAAAAGCAGCAGCAGCAGAAGCUACAGCAGCAGAAGCAGCAGCAACAGAAGCAGCAGCAGAAGCAGCAGCAGCAGCAGCAGCAGCAGCAGAAGCAGCAGCAGCAGCAGCAGAAGCAGGCCACUUGGAGUGAGGUGGUCAGGAAGGGGAGAAAGAAGAAGCCGCCUACACCACCCGUACCGGUUGCCCGGCAUCCCAGCCAAGCAGCCAGUAAGGUGGCUCUACUCCGGAAGAGGAUUCCCAAGACUGCGGCGAUCACGAUCGACCGCCCGGUCGAAGGGGGAUCGCUGGCUACCGUCAUGAGGAGGGUUACCGGCUCCAUCGAUCUGGCCUCCCUCGGGGUGAAGGUGGUGACCACCAGGCGCACCAAGGCGGGUGGAAUUCUCCUCGAAGUAGAGGGGGAGGAGAAGGCGGUCAUCCUGGAGCGGAAGGUCAAGGAGGUAGCCGGGGACUCCGCCAGAGUGCGCAGGCCCGAAAGGAAGACCCCCGUUCUCCUGCUCGACGUUCCGGAGUGGGCGGAAACGGGGGACGUGGCCCGCGGCCUGGUCAAGGCAGGGGUCGUCGUCGGGUCGCCGUCUGACGGAAACCCGAUUUCCAUCAGGGAAAACGGCGGUGGACGCGGCGGCCUCAACCGCGUGGCUAGGGUGGAACUCUCGUUCCGCGACGCCAUCGCCUUGGCCGAAGCGAAGGCCGUGGUGGUAGGUUGGACCCGAUGCAGGGUGAAGCUGCUGGAGAGGAGUCAGCCCACCUGCUACCGGUGCCAGCAAAAAGGCCACCACGCGGCGGAGUGCCGAAAUGAGGCGAAACCGAGGACUUGCUUCCGCUGCAACUCCCCGGACCACCUCGCUCGGGACUGCCCCAACGAAGCGGCUGCGGAGAAGAGGACAGCUGGGAGGAAGAAGAAGGAGGGGCCUAAGGAGCAGCCAAGGAGGGAGGGGCCAUCGCGGACGGCGAGCCGGCCCGCCUCACCGGUGGCGACAGCGUCCGGUCCUUCGCCAUGAUGGAGCUCAGGUAUGUGCAGACAAACCUGAACCACUGUAGGGCAGCUCAGGACCUGCUGGGGGAGUUCAUUAGGGCCGAAGACAUCGCGGUGGCGCUGGUCA
Messenger RNA from Melanaphis sacchari, 1983 nucleotides. RefSeq lists its product as uncharacterized. The record is from RefSeq and is a predicted model, not a curated record. The transcript has a single exon. Bases 235 to 1881 code for a protein of 548 amino acids. Gene Ontology annotation, molecular function: zinc ion binding; nucleic acid binding. Lineage: Eukaryota; Metazoa; Arthropoda; Insecta; Hemiptera; Aphididae.